Messenger RNA from Vicia villosa (hairy vetch), 1243 nucleotides. RefSeq names its product putative ubiquitin-conjugating enzyme E2 39. The transcript has a single exon. The coding region runs from base 89 to 1072 and encodes 327 amino acids. Lineage: Eukaryota; Viridiplantae; Streptophyta; Magnoliopsida; Fabales; Fabaceae. The record is from RefSeq and is a predicted model, not a curated record. Gene Ontology annotation, molecular function: ubiquitin conjugating enzyme activity.
UUUAUUAUUAGCUCUCAUCAUAAACACAACAAUUAUUAACACACUAUAUAGCACUUAUUAUUCAUUCACACUGAAACAAGAGGAGAAGAUGGAAAAGAAAAGCACAUUCGACUUGGUUUCCGACGAUUCCGAUCACCACUUCCACCACCACAACAUCGGCGGAAACUGCUUCCGAGACACAAAGAGCGCCGUCUACAAACGCAUCAUGAAAGAGUGGAAAAUCCUCGAAAAAAACCUCCCCGAUUCCAUCCACGUAAAAGCCUACGAACGCCGCAUCGAUUUACUCCGCGCCGUCAUCAUCGGCGCCGCCGGUACACCUUACCACGACGGUCUCUUCUUCUUCGACAUCGCAUUCCCGGAAGAUUACCCUAACAGACCACCAAAGAUCCAUUACAUCUCAUUCGGGUAUGGACUCAACCCGAAUCUGUACUCUAACGGUUACGUUUGUUUGAGUCUUCUGAACACGUGGAGCGGUAAAAAAUGCGAGAGGUGGGACCCAGCUACUUCGACGCUUCUUCAGGUUUUAGUUUCUAUUCAGGCGCUGGUUCUUAAUGAGAAGCCGCUUUAUAACGAACCUGGUUACCGUGUUUUGGGUCGUUCGCUUUUCGAAUCGAAGUCACGUGCCUACAACGGCGACGCUUUCGUUCUCACGUGUUUCUCCGUUGUUUGUCUCAUUCGGAAACCGCCGAGAAAUUUUGAGGAGUUUGUUAAGGAACAUUUCCGUGAGCGAGGGUGUGUGCUACUCGCCGCGUGUAAGGCGUACGCGAAUGGGCGCGUGAGGGUAGGGUAUUACGGUUACAACAGCAAUAACAAUGAUAACAGUAACAACACGGCGGUUAUAAAAGUUACGGAGUGUUCUAAGAAGUUGUUACGAAAUGCUUAUGCGAGUAUGUAUAAGAAUUUUCUAGAAUGUGGUGCUUCGUUGGAGGGUUUUGUUGAAGAGUUGGAGGUGGAGAAACAAGUGAAAGAAAAGAGAUCCAACGGUGGGAAAGGGAUCAUUAAGAAAGCUAUGGGGAAGAUUAAACAAGCUUUGGGUUGGAAGAAGAAUGAGAAGAAGAAGAUCACUACAUAAAUUUAAUAAAACAGUUUGCAUUAUUAUGAAAUUAAUUUACUUUUUUUUUUUUUAAAUUUUAUUAUAAGAAACUCCUUAAUUAGUGUAAAUGACUAAUUCUCAUGUUAGUUUUUUUUAAGUAAAAAAAAUAUUUAUAUAUGGUGGAGUUUGUGUCUGGAGUCUCUCGACUAU